This is a messenger RNA of Habropoda laboriosa, 2361 nucleotides long. It is a transcript of the gene Elp2, whose product is annotated as probable elongator complex protein 2. Gene Ontology annotation, molecular function: protein binding. Gene Ontology annotation, biological process: tRNA wobble uridine modification. The transcript is spliced from 2 exons. NCBI's taxonomy places the organism in Eukaryota, Metazoa, Arthropoda, Insecta, Hymenoptera, Apidae. Gene Ontology annotation, cellular component: elongator holoenzyme complex. The coding region runs from base 40 to 2361 and encodes 773 amino acids. The record is from RefSeq and is a predicted model, not a curated record.
UGAUAAUUAAUUUACUCAUUAUCGAUUAGUUAAUAAAAUAUGACAGCAACUUAUGUGUCAUGUGCCUGCAACCGAGUUCCACAUUCAGUUGAUUGGGGAAACAAUGGACUUGUUUGUUUUGCAGUAUGUCAUGCAGUUGCAAUUUAUGAUCCAUUUAUAUCAAAAAUUGGAAAGGUAACAAACACGCUUCAUCGACAUCGAGAACGCAUUAAUACUGUACGAUGGAUCAAACGAACACAAUCGAAAGCUGAAUCAGAGUUAUUGUCAAGCUCUGUAGAUGGAACUGCUAUUAUUUGGAGUAAGCUGAAUGAAUAUUUUGAAUGUAGUUCUGUCAUAGAAGUUGGUGAUAUUCUUACAUUUAGUAAUUCAUUGUAUCUUACUGAUGACGAUUUACAAAAUGAUGAAAUAUUUUCUAAAUUGUUAAUAUGCACUGGAUCAAUUAAAGGAGAUUUACAAAUAUGGUUGAGAAAUACAAGUGGUGACAUAAAAUGUUUACAGACACUUACAUUUGGAGAAAAGUUACCAAUAGAAGCUUGUUUCUCUUUUCUGCCAAAUACAAAUUUACCGCUUUUAGCUGUUGCAAUAGAAAAUUCAACAAUUGAAUUAUAUGUAAUCAACUCUAAUGUUAUAAAAUUACAUUUUACAAGAGUUCAAAUUUUAGUUGGACAUGAAGAUUGGGUGCGAUGUAUGGAUUUUAAUUGUGAUACAGAUAAUAGUCUUUUACUUGCAAGUGGAUCUCAAGAUGCUAUGAUACGUUUAUGGAAAAUUUGUGCAAAUGAUACAAAAUUCUCAAGUAAUGAAUUACAUCAAAAAGAACAAGUGUUUAUAGUUGAUAGCAUAAAAUAUAAUGUUACUUUGGAAUCUGUUCUUUAUGGCCAUGAAAGCUGGAUUUAUGGCAUACAUUGGUAUCCAUUACAACUGAAUAAUAAAAAUAGAAUUUUAAGAUUAUUAUCUUGUUCAUUAGACAAAUCUAUGAUUAUAUGGGAACCAGAUGAAAUAACUGGAAUUUGGUCUGAAAAAGUAAGAGUAGGAGAAGUUGGUGGUAAUUUAAUGGGCUUUUAUGGCUGUAAAUUUAGUUAUAAUGGAUUAAACAUAUUAGCACAUGGUUAUCAAGGUUCAUUUCACAUUUGGGAAUAUUCAAAUACUGCAAAAAAUUGGAUUCCAAAAUCUGUACCAAGUGGUCAUUUUGCUGAAGUGGUUGAUCUUUGUUGGGAUCCAAAUGGAAGGUUUCUUAUUACUGCAAGUACAGAUCAAACAACAAGAAUUCAUGCACCUUGGAAAAAUGGAACCACAGAAUUUUGGCAUGAAAUUGGCCGUCCCCAGGUUCAUGGAUAUAAUAUUUCUUGUUUAGUUAUGUUAACUCCUUACAUGUUUGCUUCAGGAGCAGAAGAAAAAGUUGUACGUAUAUUUACAGCUCCAACAACAUUUAAAAAUUGUUUAAAGAAAAUUGCCAAUGUUGAUGACUUUAAAAAUAUGGUGGCUGACAGUGCAGCAGUACCUGCCCUUGGACUAACAAAUAAAGCAACAUUUAAUGAUAACAAAAUUGAAGUUGAUAGUUUUAAAAAUGAGGAUUAUAUUCCUCCAACAGAAGAAGAGUUAAUGCAACAUACAUUAUGGCCAGAAUUACAAAAACUUUAUGGUCAUGGAUAUGAAAUAUUCUCCAUAACUGCCAGACAUGAUGGAUUAUUAUUGGCAACUGCAUGUAAAUCAGCAUCACGAGAACAUUCUGCAAUAUUAUUAUGGAAUACAAAUACAUGGACACAAGUACAAAAGCUUACAUCUCAUCAAUUAACUGUAACACAAAUGGAAUUUUCACCCAAUGACAAAUAUCUAGUAUCUGUUUCUAGAGAUAGAAGAUGGUCAUUGUUUGAAUGUAAAGAUAAUGUGUAUACCUUAAUUGCUACUUCAAAAAAAGAUAGUCUUCAUACUCGCAUAAUAUGGUGUUGUUCAUGGACACAUGAUUCAUCUUUUUUUGCAACUGGUUCCAGAGAUGGAAAAAUUGGAAUUUGGAAUCCAAACUUUACAGCUGACAAUAUUGUUCCUACUACAAGUUUAGAUGUAAAACAUUCUGUUACAGCACUUGUGUUUUCAUUGCAGAAUAUUUCUGAACAUUCUUAUGUUUUGGCAAUAGGAUUUGAAAGAGGGUAUAUAGAAAUACAGAAAUUAAGUGUAUUCACUAAUAAUUGUGAAUGGGAAAGGCAUGUAGUAUAUGAUUCUUCUAAAGCACAUCACUUAACUGUAAAAAGACUUAAAUUUCGACCACAAAACGAAUAUUCAAAUAUUUUACAAUUAGCAAGCUGUGGAUGUGACCAUAUUGUUAAAGUGUAUGAUAUAGAUAUUUUAAAAUUAAGAGACUUGUAA